Molecule: messenger RNA, 183 nt
Organism: Ilex paraguariensis (yerba mate)
Lineage: Eukaryota; Viridiplantae; Streptophyta; Magnoliopsida; Aquifoliales; Aquifoliaceae
Source: the annotation of a GenBank genome assembly
AUGGGUGAAAGCUUGCACUCUGCGAAUGCCCAGGCAAUCGAGAAAGGUGCCAUACUGGUUCAGUACAUGACAUACACAUAUCAUCGGACCAAGCACCAUCCCUUGUUCAAUUCUCCUCGUAAUGGAGGUUGGAUUUCUGAACCGCUUCAACUGGAACCCCCUUUGUAUGUGCAUUGCUGUUAA